Messenger RNA from Punica granatum (pomegranate), 2575 nucleotides. NCBI's taxonomy places the organism in Eukaryota, Viridiplantae, Streptophyta, Magnoliopsida, Myrtales, Lythraceae. The record is from RefSeq and is a predicted model, not a curated record.
UUCCUGCUAGGCUUCAUUACAGGGCGCGGCUUCCCCACCUCACUCCUCACCGUUUCUACCGCCUCGCCGGCGUCCCGUCAGUCCUCUUGCCGGUAUCCUCUUCUCUCUUUCCCUUUCAAUUUCAGCCGGUUCCACCUCACGGUCUCUGACCUCCACUCCUCUCGAGCUCCUUAAUCUCGGAGCUUCGCAGUCCUCAUUCCUCAUCGUCUUAAGCUCGCACAGAAGCAAGGGAAAAAGAAAGAAAAUUCCACCUGGUCUCUCCAUUUCUUUAGUCUACUCUCAUCUAUUGGAGUAGAAUGGAUAGGCAGGGUCAUGAUUAUUCGGCAAAUUCUGCUAUGGCAUAUGCUCAGCAGCAGCGUCAACCCCCAAACAUGCAGCAACAGCAGCAGCAGUUUGGAUUCCCCCCACAGCACCAGCAGUUCCCUUCACCACUGCACAACCCUCCUUUCCUACCAGGACACCUCCAACAAUUCCCUUACCGCCACCCAAUUCAGCAGCAGCCACCCCAACUUCCCCCUCAUGCCCACCUCCUCCACCAGCAACCACCAUCUUUCCCACCUCACAUGGCCCCACCACCGCUCAUGCACUCCCCUUUUCUGGGCCCCUAUGACUCCCCCCCGCCUCCUCCCGCUGCUCCCCCUGCUGAUCCUGAGCUCCACAAGCGUAUUGACAAGCUUGUGGAAUACAUUGCGAAGAAUGGGCCUGAAUUUGAGGCAAUGAUCCGUGAGAAACAGCAAGACAAUCCCGAGUACAGCUUUCUAAUUGGUGGGGAUGGACACGCCUAUUACCAGUAUAGGCUCUGGGCAUCAACACGUCCACCUGGGGCCCACUUCCCUCCUUUCCCGCCGAUGAUGCAUCCACCUCCCAAUCCUUUGAUGAACCCUUCUCUCCCACUGAAUGCUCCCAGGGCAUCUUCAGGUUCCAUGCUGGGCCUACCUCAGAUUCACCAGCCUCCUUUUGGUUCAUUUUAUGAUCCACAUGCCCAUCCAUCAUUCAGUCGGCCUGAUUAUGAUCAAUCAACCAAGGCCUUCAAAGGCCUCUCAGGACCGCUUCCCUCUGAUGUUGCUGCGGAGCUCAGCAACGUGCUUAAUAAUCUCAGUGGCACCAAGGAUUCAAUAAAAGGUGCCAAGAUUUGGUUCAUGCAGAGGUCUCCGUUUGCCCCAGCCCUAGCUGAGGCCUUGAGAGAAAGGGUCUUCUCACUGGAUGAUUCUGAGAGACAGCUGCACAUAAUUUUUCUUGCAAAUGAUAUUCUUUUCGAAAGCUUGCACCGGAGAGUUAACACGAAUGAACUUGAUAAUGAGGCCCUAGCUUUCAAACCUGUUUUAGGUUCCAUGCUUGCGAGGAUUUUCCACAAUCCUCAGAACAGGGAGGAAAACCAAUCGAGGUUGCAGAAGAUAUUGCAGUUCUGGGCCUCAAAAGAAGUUUAUGACCAGGACACUAUCCAUGCUUUUGAGAAUGAGAUGGUCAGCGGAGUAUCGAGUAAUGCCUUCUCUGGUUCUUCUAUAGAAGUAUCUUCUGCUUCUACAGACUCUGCUUCAGGAAGCAUCAAACCAGAACAUUCCCUUUGGCAACAGCAUGAGAGACUAGGCUCUGCUGCUGUGUUAACCGAUAAAGACCGUCCUGAUCAUCCCGCCUCUUUCCCGGGAGUUACACCUCCUCUGUCAACCCCGCAAUUCCUCCCCAAUGCAGUUGUUCCAGGUCCUCCUUUCACGGCUUCCGGCCCAAUUCCCUCAUCUGCACAGCCUGCAAAUCAACCCCCAGUGCUUCCUCCUAGCCUCGGCGAGAAAGUACCUCCCUACCCUAUGUUCCCCCCAGGCCUCAUACCUGGAAUGGUUAGGAAGAUGCAGAUUGGUAGUGGGGUACCCUACUCCCCUUUGAGCCCAUUGGACAUUCCGAACACCAUCCCUCCCUCAAAUGUGCCCCAGUCAGAGAUCCUUGAGCGGGUGUCCAAGUUCUUCAAGGAGAUUGGGGAGGUUAACCCUUCAGAGGGGCCCAUGAGGUCUUCAGGCUCAAGAGACGAUGAUGAUGCUGAUGACUAUGAGUAUGACAGGGAACCUCCUCUUCCUCGUAAAGGUGGAGCCCGCAUUCCCCCACCCCCAAACUUGCAUGUUGACCCUGAGACUGGGGCUCAUGCUGAUGGCAGUGUUGAAGGAAAGGGGAGUGGGUCUGGGAGACUUGGGCUUGGAGCGACUGCCAACCCGAACGAGGUAACCCAGUACGACGAUGUUUACACUUCUUAUAGGAAGCAGAGGAGCACCUCGUAUCACACCUCAAUGAGCGCUCGGGCGGCUACGAGGUAGGAAAUCAAAAGUAUAGAGUUAAUGUUUCCAUCGCUUCUGCUUUUUGGCAGAGAACAAGUGUAGUGGAAGAAACGAUGUUAUUUUAGCAUUGAAAGUGUGCCAAACUUGUCGUACUUCAUCGAUUCGGCCUUCACUACAAAUUUGUAGUUUUGUAACUCUAGUUGGGAUGCUAUCAGGACUUCAAUUUUGUGGAUGUUUGGUGGAGAAAAGCCCCCAAAACUUCUUCUCCAGUAGGUUCAAUAUUGUACAUGUUAAGUUCAUCUCUAUGUUUGCCU